Molecule: messenger RNA, 1988 nt
Organism: Dendrobium catenatum
Lineage: Eukaryota; Viridiplantae; Streptophyta; Magnoliopsida; Asparagales; Orchidaceae
Product: SNARE-interacting protein KEULE
Exons: 16
Coding region: 471-1958 (495 amino acids)
Biological process (GO): intracellular protein transport; vesicle-mediated transport
Cellular component (GO): secretory granule; plasma membrane
Molecular function (GO): syntaxin binding
Source: RefSeq, a predicted model, not a curated record
UAAGACGAAUUUUUUUUUUCUUGUACAGCCCUAUGCAUCCCGUACUUAGGUUCGACGUUCGCACGGUUUCAUCCUAGAAAUCUGAUCGUUUUUCUAUAAUUGUCCCUCACAAAUACCACCAAGUUGAGCUUUCCAGUUUCCACUGGUCCUCAUCUCUUUUCCUCUGCUUCUGGUCAUUCUGCUCUAGACGGGCCCGUGGUCCGCUAGCCCACCAUCUCCGGGGAAAUUACCUCUCCGGCGACCUCGCCGGAAUAUCCCGACAACGUUCAUCUGCCAACUGGAUCUUCGCGGCGCCGUCACCGCUCGGGGGGAGAGGGUAGAGUUCCCCUCCCUCCCUUCAUUUAUCUCUCUUUUUCCAGUAUCAUCGCCCGGGAGCAGCAGGGAGUCAGGAUAUUUGAUCUAAUCGGAGGCUGAGAGGUUGAGACGAUCCCCACCUUCGAACUUUCCAAGGUCCUACGGAAUCACCAAUCAUGUCCAUGUCGGAUUCUGAAUCGUCAUCCAGUGGGGACUACAAGAACCUUCGACAGAUCACAAGAGAACGGCUGUUAUAUGAAAUGCUUCGGUCAACUAGGGCAAAGGAUCCAAAAGCAAUAUGGAAGGGGUCAAUUUUGUCAUACCUACUAUACAUGUAUCAUAUCUCUGGAUCUCCUUUGCCCUGCUUACAAUGCAGUGUCAUAUAUGGGGACCAUUUUGCCUCACCUGCAUUUGUGCUCAUCAUGGAUAAGCUUACAACCAAAAUCAUGUCCUGUGCUUGUAAAAUGGCCGAUAUCACUGAGGAAGGGGUAUCAUUGGUGGAAGACAUUAACAAACGAAGGCAGCCAAUGUUGUCAAUGGAUGCUAUAUAUUUUGUACAACCUACCAAAGAAAAUGUAGCAAUAAUCCUGUCUGAUAUGUCAGGGAGAUCACCUUUGUAUAAAAGAGUAUUUGUUUUCUUUAGUUCCCCGGCAUCUAGAGAAUUGAUCCAUCUCAUAAAGAAUGAUGGAAGUGUAUUGCCGCGCAUGGGUGCAUUGAGUGAGAUGAACUUGGAAUACUUUGCUAUUGAUAGUCAGGGCUUCAUUACUGACCAUGAGAGGGCUUUAGAGGAUGUGUUUGGUGAUAAUGCAGAAAUUUUACAGACGCACAAUGCUUUUAUACAUACCAUGGCUGCACGUAUUGCAACAGUCUUUGCUUCAUUGAGGGAAUUUCCCUAUAUACGCUACCGUGCUGCCAAGUCAUCUUUAGAUGCUUCUACUUUGACAACCUUUCGUGAUUUAAUCCCAACAAAACUUGCUGCUGCUGUCUGGCACUGUCUUGCCAGGUAUAAGGCUAUUAUUCCUGACUUUCCACAAACAGAGACGUGUGAGUUUCUAAUCAUAGACCGUUCAAUUGAUCAGAUUGCACCGGUUAUUCAUGAAUGGACAUAUGAUGCCAUGUGCCAUGAUUUAUUAAAUAUGGAGGGAAAUAAAUAUGUUCAGAAGGUGCCAAGUAAAACAGGUUCAACCUCUGAAAAGGAGGUCCUUUUGGAGGAUCAUGAUCCCAUUUGGCUUGAGCUUCGGCAUUUACAUAUAGCAGAUGCUAGUGAAAGGUUACAUUCAAGGAUGACCAACUUCAUAUCAAGAAAUAAAGCUGCGCAAAUUCAUAACAAUUCAAGAGAUGGUGGUGAAUUAUCAACUAGAGAUUUGCAAAAACUGGUUCAAACAUUACCUCAAUACAGCGAACAACUCGACAAGCUUUCUCUGCAUAUUGAAAUAGCAGGGAAGAUUAAUGAACUAAUUAGAGAACUUGGACUUCGAGAAAUUGGGAAACUGGAACAGGAUCUAGUCUUUGGAGAUGCAGGGACAAAAGACUUGAUCAGUUUUUUGAAGGCAAAGCAGGAAGUUACUCCGGAAAAUAAGAUCCGUUUAUUGAUGAUAUAUGCGGCUAUCUUCCCUGAAAAGUUUGAUGGUGACAAAGGAGAAAAGUUGAUGCAAGUGAGUUAGCAGUUUUCUGGUGUUUAUUUAAAUACAUUU